Molecule: messenger RNA, 9177 nt
Organism: Anopheles arabiensis
Lineage: Eukaryota; Metazoa; Arthropoda; Insecta; Diptera; Culicidae
Exons: 4
Coding region: 689-7345 (2218 amino acids)
Source: RefSeq, a predicted model, not a curated record
UGCGCUGUGCAUGGGGCAAUGGGAAUCGAUCGCAGCCAACACUGCUCUUGUAAUGGCGUACAAGUGUUGUAUGUGUGCGUGUGUGUGUGUGUGGGCUGCGUGUGAAUACGAUAAAGAGGGCAAGGCACAUGACGAUGAUGCGAGCGAACGAGAGAAGGAACCGAACCGUAGCGAAAGCGAGUGCGCCCGAAUGUAUGCAACGGUGUAUGCAGGAAAGAAACAGCAUGCGAACGAUUGUGUGUGUGCGUGCGUUGUGUGUGCUUUGCGAUGUUUGCGUCUGAAUGAGGAAGAGAGAGCGAGUUUGAGUGUGUGUGUGUGUGUGUGUAAGAAAGAAUGGAUGCGUGUGUGAAUGAGCGAGACAGAAACAGCCGUAAAAGUCAAUACACACGGCCAUGAUGUCUAGCAUUCUUUUUUUUUUGUUGGUGUGUUGUAUUUGUCCAUUUGACGGGAGGCCAUAUCGUUCCGUUGUAAUAAAAUAUUAACAAUUUCCGAGAAUUGAGUUCACGGUUGUGUGGAUGGGCCCGUGUGACGCGUGUGUGUGUGUGCGUGAGAGAUAGAGACUCCAUAACUCCUGUCCCCGCGGAGACGAAGAGCCGCUUGAGGGGGAGGGAAGGAGGGAACCCCCCUAUCCACGUACAGUCUAGCGCUCGCCGGUCGGCUGCACCCUCCCCCACACCCACCCACGAAAAUGGCGAUCGAAUGUCCGGUCUGUACGCUGUACCUUCGAUCCGGCAUGACGCUGGCCGAACAUUUGGACACGCACCCGAAGGAGAACGUGAUCAAGGCGCUGGUGAGCAUGGUCAAGCCCGACAGCCUCCCUCCCUUCGGCAGCGGGCCGGUGGAGGAGCCGGGCACGGCGAGCGAACCCGUGCCGGCGGAGGGUGGCAGCACCGCGGCGCUCCACGGGCAGCCGGGCCCGAGCACCAGCAGCACAGGUGCCAGCAGCAGCAACGCGAUCUCAUUUCGCCCGAACGAGCGGACCUCGGCGUCCGUGGGGAUUUUUGAGGCGCAGCCGUCACUGUUCCUGGACAGUGCGCUGAUAGCAACGUCGGCCACAAGUAGCAGCAGUAGCACCAGCAGCAGCAGCAGCAGCAGCAGCAGCACUACCACCCCCGCCACUGUACAAGUCAACCUUACCUCCAGCCAGGCACCGCAGGUCACCGUGGUGAAGAAGAUCGAUGUGCACGGUGUGCCGUGCUUUCAGGUAAACAAUGUGACGCUGGUCAAGCGGGAGCUGGUACAGCCAGUCGCAGCAGCAGCGCCACCACCCCCUCCACCACCACCACCAGCACUGCCAGCGCCGUCUGUCGCCACUGUCGGAACGGUGCCGAACGAGCUGGCGGCGAUUGGGCCACUGGGCGACGAGUUCACCGAGCCGAGCGGGAGUGGUAGCUCGUCCCGCGUGGUCUACCCUCGGUACACGAACGAGCUGUACUCGGGCCCACCGCCCCCGUACAGUCGCGCCAUCUCGUCCACGGUGGCUUCCAGCACGCAGAUCACGCCCGUGCAGCAGCAGCAGCAGCAGCAAACGUUGCAGCUGAGCAUCACGAAGAGCAGCGUCGGCGGGCUCGGUGUGGUGGGCCAGCAGAUUCAGCUGCUGGCGAAAAACCUGUCCGAGGCGUCGGUGUCCGCGUUCAAGCAGUACCCGGCCUCGGCAGUGCAAACCGUGUCCGUGCUGGACCGAGGCAGCCACGAGGAGCCAGCGGUAGCAACGGCGAGCGUCGCCUCGCCGUCGGCACCGGUCGGCACCCCGAAGCUGCUGUACAGUGUGGCGACAACGGCGGGCCCAAGAACGGCCGGGACUGCAAUAACAUCCACCACCACCACCACCACGACCACCGCCAACACGCCGAGCGCCAGCACCGCCCUGGUCGACCAUCUGGCGACGGGUGUCCCGACGAUCACCACCACCACCACCACCGGCGGUACCAAAACGACCGUCUCGACGCCCCCGUCCUCGUCCAAGUCGAACGUGGUGAAGGUGCUGAGCAAUGUGAAGGUGCACACCGAUCUGAAGGACUUCCAGGACAUCAUCAUGCACCUGAACGCGGGCCAGAUGUCGAUCGUCGGCGACAAAACGUCCCUGAUACCGCCCGUCACCGAGCGGCGCCCGUCUGCGUUCGCGGCAAGCACACCGGGCCGUUCCCUGCUCGCGAUAACGCCGGCGAAGAGCGAGCUCCCGGUGGAGCAGCAGCAGCAGCAGCAGCAAUCGCUCUGUAACGCCGGCAUGCCGACGACCAAGAGCGAGAUAGAGGACUUGACCGGCGAUUACGAUCACGAGGUGGAGUACAGUGGCAGCUGGCAGGAGAUGGACGACCAUUACGCCGACGGCGAGGUGCGCGGCCAGCAGUGGGAGGGCGAGGAAGAGGAGGGUGCGGGCGGAAGCGGCAAGCGGUUCCGUAGCGCUAGCGAGCAGCGGGAAACGCUGCCGGCGGCAGCCGCAUCGCUGGACGAGCGGAUGGCUCCGGGCGAAAUGAUGGCAACCGGUGGUGGUGGUGCGGCCUGCUCCAGCGGCAGUGCGAUGGUCACGAGCGUCAUCCGCAAGACGCCGCAGCCCGUGCCCUGUGCCCUGUCGCCACCCGCGCCCCAGCAGGAAUCGAAAGCGAACGUGAAGCGGCUGGUGUUUCGUGUGGCCGGCAACAGUGCCACCCCGACGACGGUUACGAUAUCGCCUGCGGGGCCUUCCAGUGCGCCGAAAAUUGUGCGCGCCUGGCAGGGGAUCAAGGUGGAGGAGGACGGCACGGAGCCAGCGUCGAGCAAUGCGGGCGGAAUUGGUGGUGUGGUUGAGCCGGAAAGGGCAGCAAACGACGCAAGUGCAAUAAACGCAGCAGCAGCAGCAGCACCGCCACCUAUAGCAACAGCCAGCACGAGUCUCGAUUACGGCGCGAUCAAGCAGAAGCGAGGCGGUUUCCGGCCGCCGAAAAAGUUAGCAAUCAAACCGAAACGCUCGUCGGUGGGGGAAGGCCCCGCGCCGUCCACCUCGGGGAAGCAGGGCGCCCCGAUGCAGGUAGACGAGACCGAGCCGGCGCAACCGCCCGCACCGACAACGAUGGUAAUGGCCACCGCGCUUACCACGCUGGCGGAUGUCGUGUGCACGACUGCUGCGGCCGGCCAGCACCUCACCGCGGAACCGUUUUGCUCCUCGUCGUCGUUCAACGGCAUCACCGCCGUAAUUCAGAAGACUGAAGCAACUGCUCACCCCAGCCCGUACGCGACGGAGCAGCAACAGCAACAGCAGCAGCAGCCUAACAGCUCGGCCGGGGACGGGAUUGCCGACGCAUAUCAUCAUCAUCCUCACCACCAGCCGCCGGACCCCGUCAUCAAGCAGGAAUACUCGCAGCCGCACGCCAUGCCAGCACCAUCGGCGUCAGCAGCAGCGGGUACACUUGCCUCCAGUUCGUCCGUGUACGGUGUGCGAUCGUCGUACGGGCUCGUGCCGACCAGCACCGGCACUGCCUCCGCUCCUAGUUCGAGCACGCCGGCCGCCGUUCGCCUAAUGCCACAGCACCGCCCAUCGACCGAGAUCGACGUCGGCGCGUACAACAUCUCGUACGUUGGCGAGGCGGGCGAAACGAUCUACCAUCCGCUGCCGAAGCGCGAUGGCAAAGCGUUCGGGGCGCAGGAGCUGCUGCCGGUGGGUGGCAAUGGGCUGGCGGUUGGGGGCGAGAGCGUUGCCGAUGGUUCCACUGCCGCCCCGGCCCACCCGGACAGUCGCCGGAUGGAAGUCGAGGAGGUGGAGGAGGACGAGGAGGAGGAGCUGGGAGAGGAGCAGAUGGAGCUCGAAGAGGAUGAUGAGGAUGCACCAGAGCUCGAGGAGGAGGAUGAGGAGGAAGAAGAGGACGAGGAGGAGGAAGAUGAAGACGAUGAGGACGAUGAGGAGGAGGAGGAGAAGGAGCUGGAGGAGGAUUUGAUCGACGAGGAGGAAAAGGAGGCACAUGUGCACGGCGAGCUCGGACAGGAGGAGGAGGAGGAGGAAGAGGUACAGCUGGGAAGCGACGAGGAGGAGGAGGAGGAUGAUGAUGAGGAAGAGGAAGAGGAGGAAGAGGAUGAAGAGGAGGAGGAGGAGGACGAGUACGAUGAUGACGAUGUGUACGAGGUCGAGCCGCGGCCCGUCGCUGGCCGGUACGAGCGGGUCGAUGCGUCCUCCCAGCCGGAGCCGCACGGCCGUCGCCGUUUGCUGAUGGUGGUCAGCAAGCCUGCGACCGCCACCGUCACUGCAGCGGAAGCGGCCGAAUCGAACGGCCCGUACGAACGUCCUCUGCCGGUGGACCCAGUGGCUGAGGUUGUGGCGAGCGGCAGCUUGGUGGUGAAGCGGCUACCGGCACCCGUGCCCGGCACGCCGGACGACGAGAAGGAUUUGCUGGAGGCGGGACCGUCCACCCGCAUGCUUGAACGGAGCGGCAUUCCGCGACCAAAGUUUCGCAUCACCAACGCCGACCCGUUCCGGCCGGCGGCAGGGCUGGAACCGGUGCGCAAGACGGAGGUGGACGCGGAGCCGGAGUACGAGUGCUCCGACAGCAAGGACUUUUUGGAGCAGAGCCUGGGCAGCAACCCGGCCGUCGGCGGUACGACCGUGGCCGCGCACGAACAGAUCCAAACGACGGGCGGGCCGCUGGUUGCGCUGAAGGCGGCCAAAGCCGAACCGUGCCACGACGGGCAGGACGACGGACAGGACACGUCCGCAUCCUCGUUUCUCGACCUGAGCACGGUGCGGAAGGGUGGGCUGCCCCCGGGCCCCGUUACCACGGAUACGAGCAGCAGCAACAGCAGCAGCAACAGUAGCAACAGUAGCAGCAGCCACAGCACCACAAACAUCAGCCUCAGCCAGCACAGCCACAGCCAGCUGAGCCACCGUCACAGUCACAGCGCGGUGAGUGGUGGUUGCAAGGAGGGAGGCGAAGGGAGCGGCACGAGUGGCGGAACGCGCUCCCUGCUGUCGUCCGGUUCGUCGCACGCGUCCACCAGCAUGGAGCGGGCACCCUCGACCGAGAGCUUGAACAUCCGCACGGACGAAAAGAUGCCGGCGAAGGGGGAAAUCUCCGAGCAGGAAAGCAACGGCGACAUGGACAUGACGUCGUGGAACCAUCGGAUGUACGCCGUGGUCGAGAAUAUGCCCAUCUAUCCGAGCUCGUACGAUUUAUCGACCGCACAGGAGUGCUGGAAUCUGAGCAGCCGCAAUCAGGGCAUCUUUGCCGUGACGGACCAUUUCUACCACCAGCAGCAACAGCAACAGCAGCAGCAGCAACAACACAACAGUGGUAGUAAUAAUAACUCACACGGCACCACGGUCAACGGCCAGUACAUGACGUCACGCGUAGCUUUCCAAUUUUCCUCAACCGGUCAUCAACACCUGCAGCAGCAGCAGCAGCAGCACCAGCAGCACGGUUCGGCCGAUGCGCCCUUGGAUGGCGGUAUGAUGCAGGCGAGCAAGAUCGAACCGCCGAUGGAUGUGGACAGCGAUAGCGGGGAGGUGAUGCCGAAGCUGCCGUUUGCGGACAUGAUGGUAGCGCGCAUGCACGAGCCACCGGGUGCAUACGAUGAGGGCAGCAGCCACCAUCACCAUCACCAGCAGCAGCAGCAGCAACAAACGCUGCACCAGCCGUGUGAAACCAAGUACGAGGAAACGGUCGGUACGACGUCCUACUUUGGUGUUGCGACCUGCUCCGCCGUACCGGUGAUGCAGCAGCCGACGGAUGAUCCCGUGCGGCCCAACCGACCGAAACCGUCCGGCAGCGGUGUCGCGCGCACCUACCGCUGUACGCUCUGCGCCAAGGUGUUCAGCUCGAUCAAGCAACGGCGGCUGCACCAGCAGUGCGAGCACGUGGACGAUCUGGUGGCACUGUCCUCGUCGCACCAGCAGGAGAUGCGCGGCGAGGAGGACAAUAAGCCGUUGUUGGAUGGCAGACAGCAACAACAGUUGCCCCAGCAGCAGCACCAGCAGCAGCAGCAGCAACAGGCACAGCAACAGCAGCAACUGUACAAGAAGGCGCCGAUUCCCGUGGUCAUGAACUAUCACUGGAUGAAGCAGGAGAUCGAGCGAAAGAGUGAGGCGGCGCUGCGAAGCAGCCGGCUGCUGAUGGCGGGCAGUAGCGCUGGCAGCAGCACGACUGUCGUCCUGCCGGGAACGAGCAGCGGGGAGGCAGCACCGGGCCAGCAGCAGCAGCUAGUGCUAGAGCAGCACGUGCAGGUGCAGUUGCAGACCGACGGCGGAACCGUUGCGGCGUUGAGCGCGUCCGCUGAGAGCGCGCUGCUGCCGGCGGCGCACUGCUCGGUGGCGGCACGCAACCGUUCUUACGUGUGCAGCACCUGCAGCCGGGAGUUCGACCGGUUCAACCUGUUCAACGAGCAUCUGCUGGAGCAUCCGGUGGAGUGUUCCGCGUGCGGGCGGCACUUCAAGCAGUGGCGCAACUUUUCGCUCCACAUCAAGCGGCACCUCGGCAUCAAGGAGCACCAGUGCCGGAUGUGCGGCAAGCGGUUCGUCAUCAAGCAGAAGCUGAUCGAGCACAUGCGGGUGCACACGGGGCACGCGCCGAUCAAGUGCAAGCUGUGCAACCGGACGUUCAAGCGGUUCUCCAACCUGGCCCAGCACCGGAAGCGCUACCAUCUGAACCGCACCGUCGUGAAGGAGGAGUACGUGUGCCAGCUGUGCGGCGAGGUGUUCCACACGAUGGCCAAGAUGGAGUGGCACAAGGAGACGCACGAGAAGAAGCCAAAAUCGUGCCCGUACUGUCGGGAGAAGUUCAUACACCGCAACAGCUUGACGCGCCACAUCCGGCUGUCGCACACGGACAAGUACGCGAAGCUCGAGAACAAAACCGAACCGUGCAGCAUCUGCCAGCAGCCGUACACGAAGACGAGCAUGCGGCGCCACCUGGAGACGCACACCAAGGAGCGGAUGGCGUAUGCGUGCGGCAUCUGCAACAAGCGGUUCACCACCAACUGGAACCUGAAGCAGCACAAGUGGACGCACACGAACCCGACGAUGAAACCGUUCCAGUGCACGUACUGCCCGAGCGCGUUCGUGCGCGAGUCGGACUUUGUCACGCACGUCAAUGCGCACCGGUCGAUCCGGCCGUACACGUGCAAUCACUGUGGCAGCCAGUUCAUCCGGAAGUACAACUGGAUCCGGCACACGCGCGAGCACGAGAUCGACAAGGGGCACCGGUGCGACGUGUGCGGCCGCCAGUUCCACCGGAAGUACUACCUGACCGAGCACAAGCGCAUCCACACGGGCGAGCGGCCGUUCGCGUGCAACAUCUGCGGCAAGACGUCCGCGACCAAGACGAACCACAACAAGCACGUGCGGAUACAUCACGCGCGCGACCCACUCACGGCGGAAGGGUAAAUGCUGCGAAAAGAGGGGGGGGGGGGAGGAUUUUUUUCUGUUCGCGUCUUGACACGCGGCGUAUAUUUAGCGCAGGCGCAUUUUCGUGAUUUUGGAUAUCCGUACCGGGGAAACGACAUUUAUGCAUUGUAACGCAGCUUUCUAACGUAGCUUUCUACACUUUGCGGAGUAACGUUUCGAGUAGGACAUUAGGUUAACGUAUUUUUUUUUAAUUAAGGAAGGAAAAGAAAAUGGCAGAGAUGAGCAAACCUACUUUUCGCCGGCACUUUGCUUGCGGGAUGUGACCUUUUUUUUUUAAUUGCAUUGGUCAGCGUGGCCGGGUAUGGCUCUGUAUGGCUCUGUGUACAUAUUUUAAACCAUGUAUUUUACACGUAAGUUUUGCGCAUGGGUGUAUGUAUGUGUUUGUGGGUUUGCUCUUCCCAACGUAUGCCGAGUCGUUAGCACGACGUUCGCAUACCCCGAUACUAGGCAAUGAAUUAAAUGAAUUACGUGAAUUUAUGUUAAGGGUUAUCCCCACGUACACAUACACACACAUGCACAUGUACCCAUCGACAGGGAUUGCGAUUAUUAAGGGGGAGGUGGAAACUACAUAACCACGAUACUGCGGGUCGGUUUUAGUUUCUUAUGUAUCGUUUUAUACACAAACGAGGAGGUACAAGCAGCAGGUUUUUUUUUCGGGUGUGUGCAGACAAAAAAUGGGGAUGAGCAAAGAACGAAGGGAACAUUACAAACACUAUGAUAGACGGUUUUUUUAAUGCGUGGCGUGCUCUUUGCUUAACGUGUGCAGUGCGCGCUCGUACGGUCCUUUUCCGCUCUUAAAGCACUAUUUUAAUUUGAAAAGGUUAACCUAAAGCUGGCGAGAAAUUUGCCAUUUGUUUUGCUGUUUCAACACAGUUGAUUUUGCUUCGAAGAAAGCAGUUAAGCGCUUUACCUGGCUGCAAUUGCUUUAAGUUAUACAUUAUUCGUUACGUCACAAUCUCUGAACCACGCGCCGCAGCGCCUUCGAACGUGUGAGUUAUUGGAUCGUUUAUUUUACUUUUACAUUUCCCUUUGGCACAAAAACGGUAACAACUUUAAAAUCAUUCUUACUUCUCUUUCUGCAGCAAUUUUUUUUUUAUUUUUUUCUUUGAGUAAACGAAUCGAUCGCAUCAUCGUUUUCUGGGACACGUUUUUUUAAACUCUUUGUUUUGUUCGCAAUAAGCGUCUGCCUUACACCUACCUACAAGCACAUAAGAGAGGAAGGCGAGAUAUAUUAAAGCUUAGAAACCGAACCGAAAUAGAUUGGGCCGCGCGGUGUGCCACAGGUGGUAGAGAUCAACCAUAGCGAAUGAUAGAAACUAUCAUAUCAGUAAGCACGCGCUGCAAACACUCCUCACCAAGAAAGUAGUUCGAUUUGCGUCGAUUACUUCAACAGGAAAAAAACCCAAGGAUUUGAUGAACGAAAUUUAGCGCAGAGAGGAUCAGCGAACGAGGGGAAACGAAAUGCAAUUGAAAUUUAUUCGUUGUUCGUGCUUCAUUCGCGUCCAUGCUGGAGUGUGGGGUUUCUCCACAAACCUCGAAAUAUCUUCGGGGCGGCCGGAGCAAUCGUUUUUUUUUUCCUUCUUCUCCAUGUGGCAACCAAAUCCUGUUCGUUGCGCGCAACUAGCUAAUGAAGGAGAGGGGAAGGGCAAAAGAGAAAAAGAGUGUGUUUUUUUAUUAAUAUAAAUUAGCCGAUUCAUUCAAUGCACCUGUACAUACACGGAUUUUCUUUCUUUCGCUAGAGAGUGAACCUAAACUACUAGAUGUAAUACAACUAGAAGUGUACUGUAAGCAAUAAAAACAAAACCCUGCAA